Molecule: messenger RNA, 1131 nt
Organism: Adineta steineri
Lineage: Eukaryota; Metazoa; Rotifera; Eurotatoria; Adinetida; Adinetidae
Source: the annotation of a GenBank genome assembly
AUGACCGAAGUACAAUCUAAUGAUAUGCCAUCGACGAUCAAUGAAAAUCUUUUCACAAUGUUUGAUGAUAGUAAAAUACUCGAACAAGAAGAAUUAUGUUAUGAACUUGCUAAUCAAUAUUCAGCAACAUUAACUUCACUCGAUCAAGAAUCACUUGAUCAGACUUUAUUAAAUUCUUUGUUUAAUUCAACUAAUCCACAACCAUUAGUACUUUAUAUACAUAAUGAUCAAAGUAUAGCUACACAAAUCUUUAAUGAAACUGUACUAUGGUCAGAAUCAGUCGGUACUUAUCUUACUGCUCAAUUUGUUUUAUGGUCGUGGAAUUUAACAAAAGAAAACUAUCAUGAACUUUUGACGACUGUUGUAACACAUGUAGGUGAAGAAGUAGGUGCAGUAAUUGAUUCAUCUUUGAUAGAAACUUAUCCAUUACUUAUUUGUUUGAUAUUUGAUCGUGGUGUUAUUAAAGUUGAAAGUAUUAUUCAAGGCACAAUGUCAGAGAGUGAAGCAUUUUCUCUUCUUAUUGAAACUCGUGAUGCAUUUGAUUCUCGAUUUGAUUUACCAGAUACAACUGGUUUAAGUCUGACAACAAUUUCAACUGAAAAUUGGUCUGUACCAGCAAGUGUUUUAACAAAAGUUAAUACAGAAUCAGGUGAAUUUCGACGAGUUGCUGCUGAUUUCGAUGAUGGAGCAUCAUCGAUUGUUGAAAUUCAUCGAAUUGAUAAUACAGUAUGGUUAAUGCAAUAUCUUAAUCAAAAGAAAAUGAUUGAUAAUAGAAUUGGAGAUGAUGCUACUGAGAAACUUUUAUUUCAUGGCUGUCCAUAUGCAUCAGCUGAACAGAUUCUUAAUAAUGGAUUUGAUCAUCUUCGUAUCGGAAGAAAUGGUACGUAUUAUGGUCAUGGAUUUUAUUUUUCAGCAAGUCGAAUAGUUAGUGAUAGAUAUGCUCUACCCGAUCCAUUAACAAAUGAAAAAAGAAUACUCAUGUGUCGUGUACUUAUUGGUCGAAGUUGUCAAGGCAAUCCAACAAUGAGAACAUGUCCAUCGAAUUAUGAUUCAACUACGGGUGAAUCUAAUAUUCAUAUUGUCUAUUCAAAUCGACAUGUUUUACCCGAAUAUCUUAUCACUUAUAAAUAA